Saccostrea echinata is the source of this 2068-nucleotide messenger RNA. RefSeq lists its product as uncharacterized. Gene Ontology annotation, molecular function: protein binding. Lineage: Eukaryota; Metazoa; Mollusca; Bivalvia; Ostreida; Ostreidae. Bases 13 to 1776 code for a protein of 587 amino acids. The transcript has 12 exons. The record is from RefSeq and is a predicted model, not a curated record.
CCACAAUCUACGAUGGCUGAUACAACAGAAUUUUUCUUAGUACAGGAGGGUAUUAAACGGAAUAAAGAAUCGAUACGUCUUCAGGAUUCUAUAGGAUUGAUGAUUUGGAACCGCGCACACGCAGAGUUAACAUAUCUUCAGGAAAUUGAAAGCUGGAAGGACAAAGUCCAAAGCGAAGAAUGUGGCGAAGAGUAUGAAGGCAAAGGAGUUUUUGAUUUCGUAAAGCCUGUCUUGACUGGAGAGGCAGACCGUGCUGCCGAGAUCCAUAGAAACAUCUAUGAUAAACUGAUGUCAAAAACAGGUCCUUAUCAAAACAUUAUAAAACACACUAGAAUGGAGCAGGAAACUAGUAAAAGAACAAGGCUGAAGGAAAUAGAGGAGGAAUUCAAUUCAUUCAACAUGAGGCGUAAUGAACUGGAAAAUACUGUUAAAAAACAAACACAGUCUUUAGACAGCAUGAAAUUUCGCUUAGACGAAUUGGAACAAAAACUGUCUAAACGAAGUAGAAUUACAGAUGGAAGGCGUUCUGCAAGGGGCAUGCGCAAACUAGAUUCCAUCAAUGCUCAAGUGUCUCAUUUACGAAAACGCAUCGAGACUACAUCUGCGGCGCGCCUAAAAGACGAUGCAGAACUUCAGGACCUUAUAACUAGCAAAAAGAAGACUCUGAAGAAAAUGUUUCAAGAGCUCAAAGAAUUGGAUAAAAGAAGGCUUGCAGUAAUUCAUGAAGUCAUUAUUCAAUACGUAAAGCAAAUCAUCCCCCCAAGUGAUGUAAUCCGUGAAAGUAUUAAAGAGGUACCCGAAAUAUCCAAGAACCUGCAAACAAUAAAUAUUGAGGAAAUUCACAGUCAGAACUGGGAUAAAACAGAGAACAGAGCAAGACUCAAGAAAGCAGGGCUUGUGAUGGGGUUUGAUAUGUUUCUGGUGACCAAUCCAUCUUUACGAACUCAGGAUCUGGACCUCACAGAACAAGGGAGGAAAGCCAGGGACAGAGUGCAAACCAUGAGAGAAAAGAUCCCACAGCUGCGUUCCCUAUCCCGUGAAAAACUGGAGAACCAGCCUCAGAAAUCAGAGAGCAUUCAUUCAGCUCAGAGCAUUACUUCUUGUCCCUCAGAUUCUAACACGAAUCGGAAUAAAACAGCUGUCAUGAAAAAGCCAUCCAUGCUGGUGUCAGAAUGGUCAACAGAAGAGUCAAAUCUUGAACUAGAAACGAUUCAAUUAGUAAAAGACACAAAAUGUCGCCUCCCGACCCCAUUCUCAGUGAAGCCUUUUUGUGUAAACGAGGAAGUUGCGGGACCUAGCAAAAGCAUAGAGAAAGUCUGUCUGCUCAGAAGCGACGAGGAAGACUCAUCUGUGGUAGACAGCAAUGAUGAGAGCGACGAGAGAAGUGAUGAAAAUUCCGCUAAAUCAAAUUUUGGUAACAUUUACGAUGAUGAUGAAGAUGAAGGGUUUGAAGAUCCGUCCUCCUCCAGAAAUCAUGUCGUGGAAUUUGAUUCAAAAAAUGUCCGCCUGUACUCCCGAUUGAAUGUUGAUCACCCCGAGAGUAUGGUGCCAACUCUUGUAGAUGGUGAUAUAGGAACAUUGAGGAACAUCCGGGUAAUUGCCAACAGGAAUUACAAAGCUCGGACCAGUAACGAACUCAAUCUGAAGAAAGGGCAAGUCAUCAAACAGAAGAUAGGAGAAAACGAGGACGGUUUUGCAUAUGGAUGGACACGUGAAAGUAAACUGUCCUCCAAGCAGUACGGCUGGUAUCCAAUAAGUGUCGUGUCUUACAAGUGAAUUCCCGACAUCGAAAAAUUCUCUGAUAAAGCUGGAUUGAUUGUUAUAAAUUUCAUGCAUAAUGACACAUUUAUAUAAAAAUGAAAACAAAGGAAAGUUAUAAACUCAAGUUUUUAAUGAAAAUGAGAUCUUAAAAUGAAAUUUUGAUGGAGAGAAAGUGAAAUGAAUGAAUUAUGUUAAAGUCGGAUGAAAAAAUCUCUUUGGUAAUGAUAUACUAUUUGGAAUUUGAAUUCUUGAUCGCGGAAACUGUAAUGAAACACACUUGUGCAUGUACAAAAUAAAUGAAUCAUGA